This is a messenger RNA of Closterium sp. NIES-65, 396 nucleotides long. The record is from the annotation of a GenBank genome assembly. Lineage: Eukaryota; Viridiplantae; Streptophyta; Zygnematophyceae; Desmidiales; Closteriaceae.
AUGGCUCCGAGCCAGCCUCCCAAGCCUAAUCCGCUGCCUCGGGGCCCGGUGGUGGCGAUCUGCGUCAUGUACUUCACCAACGCGCUCGCGCCCACCAUCCUCUUCCCCUUCCUGCCGCUCAUGGUCGCCAGCUUCCACGUCACCGACGACCCCACUAAGCUCGGCUACUAUGCGGGCUAUCUCGGCUCCUCUUACUUCGUCGGCUCACUCAUCAGCAGCAGCUUCUGGGGCAUCCUAUCAGACCACUGGGGGCGCAAGCCAGUGUUGCUGAUAGGCCUGGCGGCCAACAUGGUGUGCGGGGGUGCGUUCGGCCUCUGCACGUCCUUCCAUGCCGCCAUGCUCUGCCGCCUGCUGCACGGCCUCCUCUCCACCAUCGCUGCUACCGGCAGGACGUGA